GCCAGAGCGACCUCAUCUGCAUUACAAGGAUAGAGCUGCCCCGGGUUCCCACCUCCUCACUGAGGGAAUCCACCCAGCUGGUUGGUAUUUGGAGACUGUGUUCAAUCAGGUCCUCCUACAAGCCCCACAGCCAUGAAUCUAGAGCCCCCGAAGCCUGAGAUCAAGUCAGCGACCCGCGUCUCUGGGGGGCCAGCCACGCCACGCAAAGGCCCCCCCAAAUUCAAGCAGAGGCAGACCCGUCAGUUCAAGAGCAAGCCCCCCAAGAAGGGCAUCCAGGGUUUUGGAGAUGACAUCCCAGGCAUGGAAGGCUUAGGCACUGACAUCACUGUCAUCUGCCCGUGGGAGGCCUUCAACCACCUGGAGCUUCACGAAUUGGCCCAGUAUGGUAUCAUCUGAGACCCCAGCUUCCCACAGC
Messenger RNA from Paramormyrops kingsleyae, 415 nucleotides. RefSeq names its product phosphodiesterase 6G, cGMP-specific, rod, gamma, paralog b (gene pde6gb). Gene Ontology annotation, molecular function: cGMP binding; 3',5'-cyclic-nucleotide phosphodiesterase activity. Lineage: Eukaryota; Metazoa; Chordata; Actinopteri; Osteoglossiformes; Mormyridae. Gene Ontology annotation, biological process: positive regulation of epidermal growth factor receptor signaling pathway; positive regulation of G protein-coupled receptor signaling pathway; visual perception. Gene Ontology annotation, cellular component: photoreceptor outer segment membrane. The record is from RefSeq and is a predicted model, not a curated record.